CUCCAUUUCUCCUUGGAUGACAGAGAAGCCAGCUGGAAAAACGCGUUUAUCAUCUUCCAGGACCAAUGGACCAUAAGAAGAAGGGAAGAAGCUUGCAAGAAGAAGCAAAAGCAGAGGAGGCAACCACGAAAUGCUGAAGAAGUUCUAAGGCCGGAGGAAUGAAAGAAAUUAUCUCAAAUCUAAACUUGAACCCCAGGAAGAUUAAAAUCUUCUUCGAAUCAAACAGGUUUACGCCAAGUUCCAGAAGAUCAAAAUCUUGUUCAAAUCAAAUCAAAUUCAAUUCCAAGUCCAAGCCUCAAGAUUCAAGUUCCGAACAAAUCAAAUCUCAACAAAUCAAAUUUUCAACAAAUUCUCGAAAAGCAGGAUUCAAGCCACGUCACCCAUCGUCUUCAAAUAUUUAGAUCAUUAAUCAGGGGAGUUUUGCAAUUUUGCAAUUACAAGAAGGUCAACAUCACUUGUAAUUAUCAAAAUACAAUUUGUAACAAUUUAUGUAUUUUAAUACAUGAAAUUUAUUGUACAAGUUUCUUGGCACGCCCGGUGGGACCUUCUUGUCCUCUCAUCUUUUGAUCUCAAAAUCUUCAAAUUUCAACUACUACAUCACUAAUGGCAGGCGAAAAGGCGAAACAAACUAUAACUCAUCUUGAAGGGACACUUGCUGAACUCUUUCAUGAGACCAGAGCCCAAACAAAAAUUGGGAAAACUCAACUAGUCACACCACUGAAGAAGUUCUUCAACAAAGGUAAAAUGAAAAUUGCCUUCAAAAAGCCAAACUCUCAUUCGACCGAAAAGACCAUGAGUUCAGUGAGAAGUUCUUGUUCGGGCUCCAUCUCCAGUGGUAGAUCCUUGUUUGGAUCCCCUCAUGCCACUUCUCAGCAAAAGUGGGAAGAUGAUGCCUCAUCUGAAGAAUCACUUGAGCCAGUCAUGGUCACAGAAGCGACAUCAGGCUCAGAUGACCAAAUUCAACAAAUGGCCUUAGCCAUUGAAAAACUAACAAAGUCGUUGGAAGAUAAAGAUGCACAGAUUGCUGCACUCGUACACAGGCCAGAGUCACAAAAUCCACCUACUAAAGAAGAUCAGGAAAAUUCAAGAUCUUCCAAGGCCAAAGAGUUAGAAGUCCAAAAGCCCCAACAAAAGCAAAAUAUACAUGAUCGGACAGUUGUUCAAAACAUGUUGCAUGACACCACUCAACUCUCCGUUGGCUCUCUGUCCGUCCAACAACUUCAAUAUAUGAUUGCAAACACCAUUCGUGCCCAGGAUGGUGGUUCACUGCAAUCUUCUUUGGUGUAUGCCAAGCCCUAUAGUUGUCUAAUCGACGAAAUAAAGAUGCCACUCAGCUAUCAACCUUCGAAAUUUCAAUGUUUUGAUGACAAGGGCAACCCAAAGCAACAUGUUGCUCAUUUAAUUGAGACGUGUAACAAUGCAGACACUUACAAUGACACAUGGUGAAGUAGUUUGUACGCUCCCUCAAAGGUGUCGCGUUUGAAUGGUCCACCAACUUACCAGUAGGGUCAAUUGAUAGUUGGGAUCAGCUAGAGAGAGAGUUUCAAACACGCUUUUACAGCACCCGACGAACUGUCAGCCUUCCAGAACUUGCUCGAACAAAGCAGAGCAAGGAAGAGCCUGUUGUGGAGUACAUUGAACGCUGGAGAAACCUUGUGCUUAAUUACAAAGAACGGAUAAGCGAAGAAUCUUCCAUCGACAUGUGUGCACAAGGCAUGCAUUAGAGAUUACUCUAUAAUCUCCAAGCAAACAUGCCUCACUUAUUCGAAGAAUUGGCUACACGUGCUCAUGACUUGAAGCUCCAAAUUGCAAGGCUUGAGAGUUACUUAUCAAGUGAUCCACGUAAUAAGAAGGAAAUAAAGAAGGACAUCAAGACAGGUAAAUCCAAAGAGGCUAUGACAAUUUCUACUGUUCCUGCAAAGAUAGCCUUCCAAGGGUCGAGCUCGAACUCAAAACCGAAACCAAAGUUCAGAUCUAACAAAGGACAAGUCCAAAAUAGAGAUCAUGUGACUCUGAAAAAACUUGAAGGAAAGGAGUACCCAUUCUCAGAUUUUGAAGUUUUUGGAAUUCUGGAUCAGCUCCUUGAAUAGAAAAUAAUCGAACUUCCAGCACCAAAAAGACCUGAGGAAGGUGGUAAGAUCGAUCAUCCUAAAUACUAUAAAUUUCAUAGGAUCAUUAGUCAUCCAGUGGAAAAAUGCUUUGUCUUGAAAGAUCUUAUUAUUCGCCUGGACAAAGAAAAUAAGAUCAAACUUGAAACUGGAGAAAAUUCGACAGCCACCUGCUCAAUGGUUUCAUUUGGAUCAUUUGAUCCAAUUCCCGUUCCAGGAAAGAAACAAACAUUCUCUGAUGUACACAAUGCCUGUAAACCCUCAGUUAAGAAGUUUGGACCUCAACUUCCAGAAGGAGCCAUCCCAGUAGAGUUUGAGGUAGACGGAGAAGUCACUAUCAGUUAUGUCUAUCCAGAGAUGGAUGGACCAAGCGCACCCAAUCAUUCAACCUUUCAAGAAAUUACGACAGGUGACUUGGAUGUUUGAGAUUCUGACUCAGAAUCUGAAGACGGGAUCGAUGACGACUGGUCCACCUUCAUAAACAAGAAGGAGAAAUAUCGAAUGUCAAACAAAAUAGGUAAAAUAUUACAUUCUAUGCCUUUUACAGGAAUAGAGCUGGAGGGAUUGGGUACAAAAAUUCAACCCAAUAAAGAGGAAACAUUAGAAGAAGAUUAGGGGACAUGGACUCUUAUGAAAAGACGUCGUAGAAAGGCUCCACAACUCCCAAAUUCUAAUGCUUGUGACAAAAAAAUCAAGGCCAACGAACAAUCGAAGAAGGUCUAAAGUCAAAUCAAGAGGAUUCACUAAAUUGAUGGGAGUUGAAGCUGCUUCAUGCGUUCCUCCCAGACUGCCAAC
Messenger RNA from Olea europaea var. sylvestris, 2903 nucleotides. RefSeq lists its product as uncharacterized. The record is from RefSeq and is a predicted model, not a curated record. The transcript is spliced from 2 exons. The coding region runs from base 604 to 1446 and encodes 280 amino acids. Lineage: Eukaryota; Viridiplantae; Streptophyta; Magnoliopsida; Lamiales; Oleaceae.